CAGCAAAGCGAAAUGUCAGCAAGCAUAGAAAAUCGUGCUCGCGGUGUGUUAAUAGAAACCGGGCGUUAUUUAAUCACUGUUUAGUUGUAAAACUUGAAACCCACCCCAAAAUGCGGCUAACUAACACGCUUCUACGGCAGCACAUAGGCUUCUUCUUCAAGAAGCACUGGCUGCAGCAGGGCAAACGUGUGCCGAACAGUACCGGUGCCGAGGAGGAGCUAGCUGCGCGCGGUAUCACCGUCGUCGACCCGUCCGAGGUACUGAAGGAGCAGCGACCGCGGGAGGACUUCAAUAUCCCCGGCAUGGUACCGCCGCCGGUAGCGCUGGACGAAACGCAUCCCCUGUGGAAGGCCGAACCGGCGUACGUGUACGGAGACACCAAUGUGCUGCUGGAAGGCGUGCGUCAGGCACAGAGCCUCCUGAACACGGCCGUGUACGACGAUCUGCCGCUGAAGGUGGAGGAAAAGCUGGAGCAAACGAAAAUAACAACCCAGCUCGAUCGAUCGAUGCAGCAAGCCGUCCUAUCGGCACUGGUGUUCGACACGGAGCAGGUCAAAAACGCAAUCGUAAAGGUGCCGGACCGUCCGGCGUACAAGCUGCCCCGUACGUACGGUAUAUCGGAGGGCAGACGGAAUCUGCUGAUACUGUCCAAGCUCGUUACACACUGCGAACGUUUUGCGGGACGACACGUGAACGCGAACCGGAAGGUUGUGUUUAAUGCACGAUUUUUAGUCCCGCUGGUAAAGGACAGCGAACGGGUGCUGCUGAACCUGAAGGCGGAAUCGAUGAUCAUAUCGCAGGAUCCGCUGAAACCGCUCGAUACGUCCGUCUAUCGGCCGCUGGAUGUUGAGCUUCCCAAUCUGUUCCCGCUGAAGGAGACGGUCUCCAUACCGGUGCAAAACAUUUACGACUGGAAGAACGAAUAUCCUAUCAGUCGUAACUAUAAGCUGUCCCAUCCGCACACCAUUCUCAUCCACUGUUCGCCAAGCGACGUGAAAAACGCCACCGAGCUACCCGUAUCGCGCGAUCAAAUCGAAGGGCGAACGAUGCUGAAAGCGUUCACUGUCGCUGCGGCCCGAGCCCGUCAGCUGUACGGGGACGAUGUGAAAACGCUACCCAGCCCGAUCACGGUGCAGGCGGUGCAAACCGACAGCAAAACGUUCCACUUUAGCGUCUAUCAGCUGAACACGCUCGAUCUUGGCUCCAGCACGGAGCGUAACAUGUGGUUCCGGAAGGCACCGCUCGACCUGUAUUCGGAGUGUGGCUACAUCGUCGGCAAACCGACACUGGCCGACUAUAACAAGGAUGUGCUGCGGCAUUUUGCCGUAUUCUAUUCAAACUAGUUAUGCAGAUGGUUUGGGCGAAUAAAACGAUAGCGUUACAGUGAA
This is a messenger RNA of Anopheles arabiensis, 1388 nucleotides long. It is a transcript of the gene mRpL37, whose product is annotated as 39S ribosomal protein L37, mitochondrial. Bases 111 to 1343 code for a protein of 410 amino acids. The transcript is spliced from 3 exons. Lineage: Eukaryota; Metazoa; Arthropoda; Insecta; Diptera; Culicidae. Gene Ontology annotation, biological process: translation. The record is from RefSeq and is a predicted model, not a curated record. Gene Ontology annotation, cellular component: ribosome; mitochondrion. Gene Ontology annotation, molecular function: structural constituent of ribosome.